CGGACCCCCGCGGGGAUGGCGCCCCGCCGUGCGGCCCCGCCUUGGCCUCCUCUCUGCGCAGCCGGGCCCGGGGACCCCACACCCCUUCCGCGGAAUCCUUCGGUCUUCGCGGCAGCCCCUCGGUUUCCCCCUAACAAUUCAUUUCCGCCGCUCCUCGGACUUCUCAGAGAUACAGAGGUGGAGGACGCUCUCACCUACCUCGACCAGGUGAAGAUCCGCUUUGGCAGUGACCCUGCCACCUACAACGGCUUCCUGGAGAUCAUGAAGGAGUUCAAAAGCCAGAGCAUCGACACUCCUGGUGUGAUCAGGCGUGUGUCCCAGCUCUUCCAUGAGCACCCUGACCUCAUCGUGGGGUUUAAUGCUUUCCUUCCGCUUGGAUACCGUAUAGACAUUCCCAAGAACGGCAAGCUGAACAUCCAGUCGCCGCUGAGCAGCCAGGACAACUCCCAUAGCCAUGGUGACUGUGGGGAGGACUUCAAGCAGAUGUCCUACAAGGAGGACAGAGGCCAGGUGCCCCUGGAGUCUGACUCUGUGGAGUUCAACAAUGCUAUCAGCUAUGUGAACAAGAUCAAGACCCGCUUUCUGGACCACCCUGAGAUCUACAGGUCCUUCCUGGAGAUCCUACACACCUACCAGAAGGAACAGCUGCACACUAAGGGCCGUCCAUUCCGUGGCAUGUCUGAGGAGGAGGUUUUCACAGAGGUGGCCAAUCUUUUCCGUGGUCAGGAGGACCUGCUGUCAGAGUUCGGACAGUUCCUGCCUGAGGCAAAGCGGUCCCUGUUUACAGGCAAUGGGUCGUGCGAGAUGAACAGUGGGCAGAAGAAUGAGGAGAAGAGUCUGGAACACAACAAGAAACGCUCUCGGCCUUCACUCCUGCGCCCUGUGUCUGCGCCAGCCAAGAAGAAGAUGAAGCUCCGAGGCACCAAAGACCUGUCCAUUGCUGCCGUGGGGAAAUACGGCACACUGCAGGAAUUCUCCUUCUUUGACAAGGUGCGCAGGGUGCUGAAGAGCCAGGAGGUAUAUGAGAACUUUCUGCGCUGCAUUGCGCUCUUCAAUCAGGAGCUGGUGUCCGGGUCUGAGUUGCUGCAGCUUGUCAGUCCAUUCCUGGGGAAAUUUCCAGAACUCUUUGCACAGUUCAAGUCCUUCCUAGGAGUGAAAGAGCUGUCCUUUGCACCACCUAUGAGUGACCGGUCUGGAGAUGGGAUAAGCAGAGAAAUUGACUAUGCGUCUUGUAAGCGAAUAGGAUCCAGCUAUCGGGCACUUCCCAAGACCUACCAGCAGCCCAAGUGCAGCGGAAGGACUGCCAUUUGCAAGGAGGUCCUGAAUGAUACAUGGGUCUCCUUUCCAUCCUGGUCUGAAGACUCCACCUUUGUUAGCUCCAAGAAGACGCCCUACGAGGAGCAACUGCAUCGCUGUGAGGAUGAGAGAUUUGAAUUGGAUGUUGUCCUGGAGACCAACCUGGCCACCAUCCGAGUGCUGGAGAGUGUGCAGAAGAAGUUGUCACGGAUGGCUCCUGAGGACCAGGAGAAGCUCCGCCUGGAUGACUGCCUGGGUGGCACAUCAGAGGUGAUUCAACGCCGUGCCAUACACCGCAUCUAUGGAGACAAGGCCCCAGAGGUCAUUGAGAGCCUGAAAAGGAACCCUGCCACCGCUGUGCCUGUCGUUCUGAAAAGGCUGAAGGCCAAGGAGGAGGAGUGGCGGGAGGCCCAGCAGGGCUUCAACAAGAUCUGGCGUGAGCAGUACGAGAAAGCAUACCUCAAGUCCCUGGACCACCAGGCUGUGAACUUCAAGCAGAAUGACACCAAGGCACUGCGCUCUAAGAGCCUGCUCAAUGAGAUCGAAAGUGUCUAUGAUGAGCACCAGGAGCAGCACUCAGAGGGCCGCAGUGCGCCUUCCAGCGAGCCGCACCUUAUCUUCGUGUAUGAGGACCGACAGAUCCUAGAGGACGCAGCAGCACUCAUCAGCUACUAUGUUAAGCGGCAGCCAGCCAUUCAGAAAGAGGACCAGGGCACUAUCCGCCAGCUGCUUCACCGUUUCCUGCCCAGCCUGUUCUUCUCGCAGCAGUGCCCCGGCACCUCCGAUGACUCUGCUGAUGAGCGCGACCGGGACCGGGACAGCGCUGAGCCUGAGCGCCGCCGGCCCACAGAUGAGAAGCCCCCUGCAGAUGCAUCUCCAGAACCGCCCAAGGUCCUGGACGAUGUGUACAGUCUGUUUUUUGCCAACAACAACUGGUACUUCUUCCUGCGGCUGCACCAGACGCUGUGCGCCCGCCUGCUCAAGAUCUACCGGCAGGCGCAGAAGCAGCUGCUGGAACAUCGACGAGAGCAGGAGAGGGAGCAGCUGCUGUGCGAGGGCCGCCGUGAGAAGGCUGCAGACCCUGCCAUGGAGCUGCGACUCAAGCAGCCUAGUGAAGUGGAGCUGGAGGAGUACUACCCGGCCUUCCUGGACAUGGUGCGGAGCCUGCUAGAGGGGAGCAUCGACCCCACACAGUAUGAGGACACUCUCCGUGAGAUGUUCACCAUCCAUGCCUACAUUGGCUUCACUAUGGACAAGCUAGUGCAGAACAUUGCCCGCCAGCUACACCAUCUGGUGAGUGACGACGUAUGUCUGAAGGUGGUAGAGCUGUACCUGAAUGAGCAGCAGCGAGGGGCAGCGGGGGGAAACCUGUCCUCCAGAUGUGUUCGUGCAGCACGGGAGACUAGCUAUCAGUGGAAGGCGGAGCGCUGCAUGGCAGAUGAGAACUGCUUCAAGGUAAUGUUCCUGCAGCGCAGAGGUCAGGUGAUCAUGACCAUAGAGCUCCUGGACACAGAAGAGGCACAGACUGAGGACCCUGUGGAGGUACAGCACCUGGCUCGCUAUGUGGAGCAGUAUGUGGGGUCUGAGGGUGCAUCCAGCUCAUCUACUGAAGGCUUCCUGCUGAAGCCGGUGUUCCUGCAGAGGAACCUGAAGAAGUUCCGGCGUUGGCAGUGUGAGCAGGUACGUGCCAUGCGCGGUGAGGCUAAGAGCUCCUGGAAGCGGCUCAUGGGCGUGGAGAGCGCUUGUGAUGUGGACUGCCGGUUCCGCUUGGGCACACACAAGAUGGUGUUCAUCGUCAAUUCCGAGGACUACAUGUACCGCCGUGGGACACUAUGCCGUGCCAAGCAGGUGCAGCCCCUGGUGUUGUUGCGCCACCACCGGCACUUCGAGGAGUGGCAUGGUCGCUGGCUGGAGGACAAUGUAACUGUGGCGGCGGCAGGGCUGGUGCAGGACUGGCUGAUGGGUGAGGAAGAGGAGGACAUGGUACCCUGCAAGACGCUUUGCGAGACUGCGCAUGUUCACGGGCUGCCGGUGACUCGCUACCGAGUGCAGUACAGCCGCCGCCCUGCUUCACCCUGAACAUCUGGAGGGGCCCCCAGCACACGAACCCCACACACACCACAUAUUCUGCUCCCAAGAGGGUUUUUGUCACUUUGAGCCUGGGGUCGCACCUUGACCUCAAGCAAGCAGGAGCUAUAGCUCUUGGCAGUGUAGACUAGACCCCAGGCAACCCCAGGGACUGUCCCCAGUAGGGCAGCCCCUUCCGGCAGAGUUCGAGAUGACGUUUGCACAUGUAUUUAUUCCUUCCUGUGCUCAUAGUGGUCAUGACUUUUGAAGCAGCAGCUCCCUGGCUUCCCACGGGAGAGACCUUCCUGUGGGCCUGUGAACCACCCGCUGUCCCUACAGUUGCCCUCUGCAGGGCCAUGUCGCCAUGCCAAACCCAAGGUUUCAGAGAGCACUUGUUCUCAAAGUUUCCUGAGCCGUUUUUUUUUUUUUUUGUUUGUUUGUUAAUUGGUUUUUUUUUUGUUGUUGUUUUUUUUUUUGUAUUUUUUUUUUUUACUCCGGGCCUGGGCACUGGGGAGCAGGUGUGCCUGCCCAGGCCUGGCUGUGUGCCUCUCAAAGGAUCCAUGGGCAUCUUGGGCACAUCCUACUUUCCUGAGACGGGCAUUGCACGUGGGGACCCCAAGCCGCCUCAGACCCUCUGGGCCUCCCUUCCCCAGAGGGGAGCCCGGGCACACUUGCAUGCUUCUGGGGAUCUGCUCCUUAACGUUUUUGAGCAAUUUCUGUUCCAGCUUUGACCUCCAUUUGCAGCUGUUUUGAAUGUAGGGUUUUUUUUUUUCUAUUUAUUUGCACAUUAAAGUUAAAUAUUGAUGCCAA
Molecule: messenger RNA, 4173 nt
Organism: Mus musculus (house mouse)
Lineage: Eukaryota; Metazoa; Chordata; Mammalia; Rodentia; Muridae
Gene: Sin3b
Product: transcriptional regulator, SIN3B (yeast)
Exons: 19
Coding region: 16-3375 (1119 amino acids)
Biological process (GO): negative regulation of DNA-templated transcription; regulation of cell cycle; regulation of DNA-templated transcription
Cellular component (GO): nucleus
Molecular function (GO): transcription corepressor activity
Source: RefSeq, a predicted model, not a curated record